AGGAAGAAGAGGUAGGAGGAAAAAAUUAUGAAAUAUAUAGAAAAAGAGAAGUGAUGGGAAAAAAAAGUGUUAAAGGAGGAAGGCUAAGGGAUAAGAGAGACGAGAGGGACGAGAGAGAUGAGAGGGACGAGAGGGACGAGAGGAACGAGAGGGGUGAGAGGGACGAGGUGGAAGAGAGGGACGAGGUGAAAAAUGCCAAUUCCGAAAUCGCUGAAAUUACCGGAGGAAAGGAAAGGAAAGAGGAAAGAGAAGAGAGAAUAUAUGAGGAAAUAGAUGAGGAAAUUGAAGAAAAGAGUCUAGAAGAAAAGGAAGAGAAUAACAACAACAAAAUCAUCGCGGGGGUCUGGUACGAAUAUCAAAGGGGGAAGAAAGGAAAAGAAAAAGCAGUAGAAUAUGAAGAAAAUAAUGCUGAAGAUGUAGAAACCACUAAUUUUCUAGAUGAA
Diversispora eburnea is the source of this 443-nucleotide messenger RNA. The record is from the annotation of a GenBank genome assembly. Lineage: Eukaryota; Fungi; Glomeromycota; Glomeromycetes; Diversisporales; Diversisporaceae.